Messenger RNA from Ipomoea nil (Japanese morning glory), 1652 nucleotides. Its product is annotated as cyclin-D4-1-like. Gene Ontology annotation, biological process: mitotic cell cycle phase transition; regulation of cyclin-dependent protein serine/threonine kinase activity. The record is from RefSeq and is a predicted model, not a curated record. The transcript is spliced from 7 exons. Gene Ontology annotation, molecular function: cyclin-dependent protein serine/threonine kinase regulator activity. Gene Ontology annotation, cellular component: cyclin-dependent protein kinase holoenzyme complex; cytoplasm; nucleus. Bases 309 to 1349 code for a protein of 346 amino acids. Lineage: Eukaryota; Viridiplantae; Streptophyta; Magnoliopsida; Solanales; Convolvulaceae.
CUCAAGAAGUCCUUUACCCUAAACAUAAAUGUUCACUUCCUACAUAAAGCUCUCCUUGGAACAGACUCCAGAGUGCAGCCCCACAUCUCUUCAUAUCCCCCUUUCUCCACUCUCUUUCUCUAUAAAAGAAAAAAGUAAAACCAAGAAGGCCAAGAAGCAAAUUGAGAGCAGUAAUCGUUUAGACAUAGGAAAUGAAUUAAAUUUUGUGAUGAUGAGAAGAUUUUGAUAGCAGAGCAUAGUGAAAGAAGCAUCUUUUUUUUUUGGGUUGUUUUUUUUUUUACUUUUUUUUUUGGGUGUGUGUGGCUUUAAUGGCUGACAACAGCUAUGAUUGUGUAGACUCAGACCUACCUUGCACAGAGACCAUCAGGGCUCUGUGCUUUGAUGAUCUUGAUUCUGUUGCCACAGAUAGGCAAACCCAUCAAUCUAAUGGUGGUGAAGGUUUGAUCUUUGGCAAUGGUGGAUCAGACCCAUUAAUUGAUUUUCCAAUUUUGAGUGAAGAGAGCUUUUGCUUGAUGGUGGGGAGGGAGAGCCAGCAUAUGCCUGCAGAUGAUUAUCUCAGCAGAUUGAGAACUGGGGAAUUGGAUUUGACCCUUAGAAGAGAGGCUCUUGAUUGGAUUUGGAAGGCUCAUUCCCAUUUUGGCUUUGGAGAGUUUAGUUUUUGCCUAUCAAUGAAUUACUUGGAUCGUUUUCUCUCAAUGUAUGAACUGCCAAGAAGUAAAACUUGGGCAGUGCAAUUGUUAGCUGUGGCGUGUUUAUCGCUAGCAGCUAAACUGGAGGAGAUCAGUGUGCCUUUGAGUGUGGAUUUACAGGUGGGUGAUCCCAAGUUUCUGUUUGAUGGUAAAACCAUACAGAAAAUGGAACUUCUCGUGUUGAGCAGGCUCAAGUGGAGAAUGCUGGCAUAUACGCCUUGUUCGUUCAUAGACUAUUUCCUGAGGAAGAUCAAUGGCGAUCAGUUACCCUCACUGCACGUGAUUUCCAGAUCAAUGCGUCUUAUUUUGAGCACGAUAAAAGGAAUCGACUUCUUGGAAUUCAGGCCUUCCGAGGUAGCUGCAGCCGUGGCCAUAUUCGUUUCGGGGAAAACGCAAGCAAUAGACGUUAUCAAGGCAAUGCCUUCCUUCACCCAAGAAACACAAAAGGAGAGGCUGGCGAAAUGCGUGGAGCUGAUUCAAAACCUGAAACUGAAGGGAAACGCGGGGGAAGGUAGUGGCAGCUCCAUACCCCAAAGCCCAAACGGCGUCUUGGAAGCAGCGUGUUUGAGCGACGAGCAGACAGCCGGGUCAUGCCCGAGCUCAUCGACCUCCACCCCGGACACCAAGAAAAGAAGACUGGAAACGCAACACAACAAAUGAUUAGUAGCGACGAAAACUCCACAACCACCACCGAACAUUCCUACUGCAAAAUCACACCUUAUGGCCAAAUAAGUUUUGGUUGAAUGGGAAUUUUGGUGUGGCAGUGAAAAAGACUUACAGACAAGGAAGGUCCCCAAGGAAUGAGAAUUGGGGGGGAGGGUAGAGAUGGGUCCCAUCAUUACCAGCUGUUAAUAAUAAUAAUGAUUAUUAUUAUUGUUAUUAUUAUUACUGUUAUAUAAUAAAAAACAUUGAGGUGUCAACCAACCAUAGUAAUACAAAAAGGUGAAAUUUUGAUGAGUUUUA